UUUAGAUGUUGCCUCCUGGACGCCUUUCUUUCUUUUUUAAAUCUCAUUAGCCCCUUCGUGUUUUAUUUGGUCUCUCGCAUUAUAGACAGAUCCUCUAUGUCGGAUUUUGCAUCAGCGCUGCUCGACUCUUUUCCCCUAUCGCUACUUUUAUCGGGUCUCAUCGCAAUGGGCCUUCUCUCUUGGGUGCGCCCGAGCGGGCGAAUCUCUUUUUUUCACGCAAAGGACAAUAAGCUCUAUCUGACCAAGAAGUCCAGUCCGUCAGGAGCAAAGGAGCAAACAACCUUGGUUGAUAUCUGUCGCGAUGUGACUCCCGACACUUGUCAUCUUAACCCAUUGUUGUUCAAUGGUCAUCUGCAGACUAUGUACACGGUCUUGAAACAUGAUAGUGUUCCCGUGUACUAUAAGCGGAAGAUGUUUGAAGCGGAUAGCGCUAUGUUCUCGGGGACAUAUGCGAUUGACUUUGUCGUUCGACCGUACGAGAUGCCGCCCGACGGCGAGUUGACGGAUCAGGCGAGAAAGUAUACUCAGCCAUCUGGUUUGCCGCCUCGUACGUCGUUUUACUCGGAGGAGGAGUUUGCUGGUAUUGCUUCGGAUGAUACAAAGCCCAUGCUGGUUGUUCUUCAUGGGUUGAGUGGAGGGUCGCACGAGGUGUAUUUGCGCCAUGUUCUUUCACCGCUUGUUGCUGAUGGCGCGUGGGAGGCCUGCGUGGUUAAUUCGCGGGGUUGCUCGCAGACGAAAAUCAGCACGGGAGUGUUGUAUAAUGCGCGCGCAACAUGGGAUGUGCGCCAGUCCGUGAAGUGGCUUAGAAAGACCUUCCCUAAUCGACCUUUGUUCGGCAUUGGAUUCUCGCUGGGUGCCAAUAUUCUGGCUAAUUAUCUGGGCGAAGAAGGCGACCACUGCCAAUUGAAGGCUGCAGUGCUCUGUGCCAGUCCCUGGAACUUGGAUGUCGGCUCCGUUCGCUUGCAAAGCUCUUGGCUAGGUAAGGAGGUGUACAGCAAGACGAUGGGCUCAAGCAUGAAGAGACUUUUCGAAGCCCACGCUGAGGAAGUGUCUAAGAACCCCCGCAUCGAUGCUGAGGCGAUUAGAAACAUCACUUAUCUACAUGAGUUUGAUCGAGCCCUCCAAUGUCCCACAUGGGGUUACCCGACCGAGGGUGCCUACUAUCGUGACGCUGCCUCUACGGACGCAAUGCUUUCCAUCCGCAUCCCAUUCUUUACUGUGCAAGCCGAGGAUGAUCCCAUCGCUUCCCGCGAUGCAUUGCCAUUCCACGAAAUGACUCAGACCCCAUACGGUGUCAUGCUGACCACUUCCUGGGGUGGCCACCUCGGCUGGUUCGAACUCGGCGGUGACCGUUGGUUCGUCAAGCCGGUGACAAACUUCUUGAACAAGAUGGCCCAAGAAUUCGACAUGUCCAUCCCCGGCGUUGUUGAGUAUCCCGAGAAGCUCCCUGGGCAUAUCGCUAGCCACCCUGGCCUUGACAAAGACCCUGACUUGGCUCCAAAGCCCGAGUUCCGCCCUGUCAACCGCAAGCUCGAUAUGAAGCUGUCCAAGUAAUGUCGGCACCGUUCACGUAAAAUCUUCAAAAUCUUCCGCGGCCAUUAUGUUUCCUGGCUUUUUGGGGGCUUGCGCGGAAUUUUGGCUUCGUUUUACAUACAAUAUACAUUUAGACUAAUUUCGGAGUUCUUCAGCGAGU
Molecule: messenger RNA, 1693 nt
Organism: Penicillium subrubescens
Lineage: Eukaryota; Fungi; Ascomycota; Eurotiomycetes; Eurotiales; Aspergillaceae
Product: putative hydrolase, alpha/beta fold family
Exons: 6
Coding region: 97-1554 (485 amino acids)
Biological process (GO): medium-chain fatty acid biosynthetic process; medium-chain fatty acid catabolic process
Molecular function (GO): monoacylglycerol lipase activity; acetylesterase activity
Source: RefSeq, a predicted model, not a curated record